AUGGAAGGAGGAAGAGAAUCUGCCUUCAGCAUUAUCACAUUUCUUUGCUGUUGGAGCUCUGCAUUUGGUUUGCUCUCUCCAAAAGGUGUAAACUUUGAAGUGCAAGCUUUAAUGGGCAUAAGAGCUGGUUUGAAGGAUCCUCGUGGGGUUCUUGAUAAUUGGGAUGGGGAUGCUGUGGAUCCCUGUAGCUGGACUAUGGUCACUUGUUCUUCUGAUAGCCUUGUUAUUGGCCUAGGAUCUCCUAGUCAAAGUUUAUCUGGAAUUCUUUCUCCAAGCAUAGGAAAUUUGACGAAUCUUCAAGUUAUACUUUUGCAGAACAAUAACAUUACGGGACCAAUCCCAACAGAGCUAGGAAGGCUUUCAAAGCUUAAAACACUUGAUCUUUCGAAUAAUUACCUGACCGGUAGAAUUCCUCCUUUGGACCAACUGAACAGCCUUCAAUACAUGAGGCUCAACAAUAACAGUCUAACUGGAAAGAUUCCAAUGGCAUUAGCCAACAUGACACAACUUUCUCUUGUAGAUUUGUCGUACAAUAACUUGAGCGGCCCUGUACCUCAUUUUCCUUGUAAGACAUUCAACAUUGUUGGAAAUCCUUCAAUAUGUGCUGCAGGGUUGGAGCCCGAGUGUGCAGGAAUAACAUUGAUGCCUAUGUCAAUGACCUUGAACACUUCAGGAAAUGUUCUUCAUUCUGGGAAAUCGAAAGGUCACAAGCUAACUCUUGCACUCGUUUCAAGCCUCGCUUGCAUCUGUUUACUUAUCCUAGGAAUAGGGCUGUUUCUGUGGACAAGGCACAGACAUAAAAAACAGAAUUUCUUCGAUGUUAAAGAUGAACAACACGAAGCAGUUUCACUUGGAAAUUUAAGGAUGUUCCAGUUUAGGGAACUUCAGACGGCAACCAACAACUUUAGCGGUAAAAACAUUUUGGGAAAAGGUGGAUUUGGACAUGUCUACAAGGGGUAUUUACGAGAUGGAACUGCUGUGGCUGUAAAAAGGCUGAAAGAUGGUAGCGCCAUUGGAGGAGAGAGACAAUUCCAGACAGAAGUCGAGAUGAUCAGCCUAGCUGUUCAUCGGAACCUCCUUAGGCUAUAUGGAUUCUGUAUGACCCCAACAGAAAAGCUAUUGGUUUACCCUUACAUGUCCAAUGGAAGUGUUGCUUCUCGUCUCAAAGCAAAACCAGUCCUAGACUGGGGCACAAGAAAAGGAAUAGCCUUAGGUGCUGCUCGGGGACUGUUAUAUCUCCACGAGCAAUGUGAUCCUAAGAUAAUUCACAGAGACGUGAAGGCUGCAAAUAUACUCCUUGAUGACUACUGUGAAGCAGUAGUCGGAGAUUUUGGGCUAGCAAAGCUUAUGGAUCGUCAAGAUUCACACGUUUCUACCGCUGUACGUGGCACAGUGGGGCAUAUAGCCCCAGAAUAUCUCUCCACUGGCCAGUCCUCUGAGAAGACAGACGUAUUCGGAUUUGGGAUCCUUCUACUUGAAUUGAUCACUGGACAAAGAGCACUAGAAUUUGGCAAAGCAGCUAACCAAAAAGGCGCAAUGCUUGAAUGGGUGAAGAAGCUUCAUCAAGAGAAGAAACUUGACACGUUUGUCGAUAAAGAUUUGAAGAACAACUAUGAUAGGAUUGAGCUAGAGGAAAUGGUUCAAGUGGCACUUUUAUGCACACAAUAUGUUCCAAGACAUAGGCCUAAAAUGUCUGAAGUUGUACGUAUGCUAGAAGGAGAUGGCCUUGCAGAAAGAUGGGAAGUUUCUCAAAGAUUAGACACAAACAAGUAUAAAACCCGAGAACUUUCCUCAUCAGAACGAUUUUCGGACUUAACUGAUGAUUCUUCAUUGCUUGUACAAGCCAUAGAACUCUCUGGUCCGAGGUGA
Molecule: messenger RNA, 1869 nt
Organism: Fraxinus pennsylvanica
Lineage: Eukaryota; Viridiplantae; Streptophyta; Magnoliopsida; Lamiales; Oleaceae
Source: the annotation of a GenBank genome assembly